This is a messenger RNA of Tripterygium wilfordii, 1143 nucleotides long. RefSeq lists its product as uncharacterized. Gene Ontology annotation, cellular component: mediator complex. The transcript is spliced from 8 exons. The record is from RefSeq and is a predicted model, not a curated record. Bases 1 to 1017 code for a protein of 338 amino acids. Gene Ontology annotation, biological process: regulation of DNA-templated transcription. Lineage: Eukaryota; Viridiplantae; Streptophyta; Magnoliopsida; Celastrales; Celastraceae.
AUGGAUGGACGGGAUGAAAGCGGUGGGUUGUCUGUUGGCCAUGUCGGGCUAGGCCGGGCUGACCUACUCUCAGAGCAAUUGCAACAAUGUGAAUUUAAGGGGGCAUGGAUGAGAAAAAAUAGAAAAGGGACAUUAAAGAGUGGGGUAAGGUCGUGGAGGGGGAGGGAUGGAAGUGGUGUCAUGCACACCCUUAAAUCACCAAAACUUGUCUUGCGGAGGAAGGACAUAGAUUCUGGCAUGAGGCAAAAGGAGCAGCAACAAUACAAAAAUAUGACGCAGGCAACCCAGUACUUCAAUUGGGUCUUGAAUGGACAAUACCUUUUCGAGUUGUUUGAGUUAAUUUAUACGGUGUUGUCACGAGUAUCCGAACCCAUAAAUAAGGGGAGUGGGCUUAAAUGGGCCACGAAUGGGCUGGAUAUUGAUGACUAUUUAUCUGACAAAGAAUGGGAAAGGCCCAUACCAGCCCAGCCCAGCCGCUUGCCCCAGCCGCUUGGGGGCCUUCUCAGUUCUUUCCCAGACUCUCACCCUCGGACGGUCUUCUGGUUUCUCAACGAAGGGGGCUUUUGCCGAAUUGCGUCGAUUUGUAUUUCUUCCAGGACAACGAUGGCGGAGCAGCCGCAGCAAGUGGUGGACGGAGAGUUGCAAUCAUCGCAGGCUCCGAAGGAAGACAUGAUAGCGUACGUUAUGGCAUUGGAGGCUGCCUUGCUUCCUUGCUUACCUGCUAGAGAGCUCCAAGCAAUAGAUCGCUCGCCACAUCCUUCUCAUCAGAUUGAUGUUGAGAGACAUGCCAGAGACUUUAUGGAGGCUGCCAAAAAGCUUCAACUGUAUUUUGUUGGUCUGCAACGGGAGGAUCAGCCGACCAAGGCUGAAACUCUGAGAAAGGACAUUGCAAUGAUGGAAGAAGAAUUGAAGGUGAAGAAUGACCUAAUUAAGAAGCAAGAGAGACUAAUCCAAGGGUGGAGAAAGGAGUUGAAAGAUCAAUUGGAUAAACACAACAAUGAACUGGAAAGGGUGUAGAAUAACGUCUGUUUCACGAUUGUUUACAUGAUCAAUCAUUUGUAAUCAAAUUAUAAUGAAUUAAAACUUGUCAUUUUACCCAUGUUCAUUAUUUAGUUAUGUUAUGUACAUUAUUUAGUUAUGUUA